AUGGCGUUUACGGUGCUGAAUGAGUGCUUCAUCUUCUCCUGUGACCUCAAGUCCAUUCUCGGCGGCGGUUGCGGAAAGAACGGCUCGACGGUCGCUGGCACCUCAAUUCUCUCGCCAAUCAUUCCGAUUCUCCUGGUGUUCUCCUUUACGCUGAUCAUCUACACCAAAUCGACGACCAAUGUCUUUGUCGACCACGUGGCGCUGUACAUUAUCACCUUUGGCUUUGUGGCCGCCAAGAUUACCAACAAGUUGGUGGUGGCCCACAUGAGCAAGAGUGAGAUGUCGAAGAUUGACACCAUCUUCAUUGGUCCGCUCAUGUUGUUCUUCAACCAGUACUUUAACUUUUAUUUUGACGAGUACCUCAUGUUGUGGCUGGCAUUUACCUACAUUCUCAUUGACUUCAUCUACUUCAGCUACUCGACCUGUCGUCAGCUGGCGGACUUUCUGAACAUUUACAUUCUGAAGAUCAACGAGCCAUCAGACGGCAGUAGUAGUGGUGGUGCUGGUGGUGGUGGUGGCAUUGGUGGCGGUGGUCCUUCG
Molecule: messenger RNA, 540 nt
Organism: Rhagoletis zephyria (snowberry fruit fly)
Lineage: Eukaryota; Metazoa; Arthropoda; Insecta; Diptera; Tephritidae
Product: choline/ethanolaminephosphotransferase 1-like
Biological process (GO): phosphatidylethanolamine biosynthetic process
Cellular component (GO): endoplasmic reticulum membrane; Golgi apparatus
Molecular function (GO): diacylglycerol cholinephosphotransferase activity; ethanolaminephosphotransferase activity
Source: RefSeq, a predicted model, not a curated record